AUGCAGAAUCAAAUCGAAGAAAUUGUGUUACUUUCAACAGAAGAUGGAAAACAACGUCGAAAUGAAAACCAAAUAUUUCUUAGAUUACAAAACAGUUCUGAUGAUCAUACGCCAGAUGAACAACAUCAACAUAUAAUAAAAAGACUAAUUAAACCAACUAAUCCAAACGAUUUCUACAAAAAUCUUCUACUAUGGGUUAUUCUUAUCGGUUGUCUUUUUCUUUUGGCCGGUCCACUUGCUCUUCAUUCUUCUUAUGCUCUACCAGUUGUCAAGCCACGUACAAUACCUUUACAUGAAUUUAGUGAAGAACGUGCUCGUGAUUACUAUCCUAAUUUAACUCAAUAUGGUCCAAGAGUUGUAAACACACAUGCUGAUUAUCUUACACGUGAUUUUCUUAUAUCACAAAUCUAUCGAAUUCGUUCGGUCGCUAAAAAGUCUGUUCAAUUCGAGAUAAGUUUACAAAAUUUUACUGUUGAUGAUAUUGACCAAUUACAAAAUAUUGCUGUUCGUCUAUCGGAUCCAAAUUCAUCACCCACAACGCCUUCUUUAAUGUUAACUGCACAUUAUGAUUCUGUUGAAUUUAGUCCUGGUGGUAGUGAUGAUGGUUCAGGUGUUGUUAUUUUACUUGAACUUCUUUCAAAUCUAGUCAAUGAUCCAACAAUAACAUUUACUCAGGUUCAUUUGAUCGUUCUAUUCACAACUGCCGAAGAAAUGAGUUUUGCUGGUGCCGAAGCAUUUAUUGCCAAUCAUGAAUGGAAAAAUGAUAUACGUCGAUUUAUUAAUAUCGAUUCAACCGGUGGAAAUGAAAAAGCAAUUUUAUUUCGAGUUAAACCAUCACAACUUGUUAAAGAUUAUGGUCGAGUACCGAGACCUCAUGCUAAUGUAAUGGGUGAGGAACUUAUUGAAUCAAUUGGAUUAGAUACUGAUUAUGGUAUCUUUACAGAAAAAGGAUCAUUGUUAGGAUAUGAUUUUGCUUUUUAUCUUGAUGGUUAUAAUUAUCAUACAUUACUUGACAAACCAUCAAUUGUGGAACAUGGUGCCUUACAACAUUUAGGUGAAAAUACACUUGUAUUAUCUCGUCAUAUUCUUCUUGGUCAUGUUAAUCUUCAACAACCAGAAAGUAUUAUUGAUGAUGAUCAUUUAAUUUAUUUUGAUAUACUUGGUCGACAUUUAAUUACAUACAAAAAAUCAACAUCAGUAAUAAUACAAUCAAUUCUUAUUGGAUUUAUUAUUCUAAUAGGAAUUAUAGUGAUUCUUAUUGAUCAAUUAUGGUAUAGAGCAAAUUCAUCUAUAGAUGAUUUUUCUUCAGUUUAUUUUUAUUUUAAAUAUCCAUUACUUAUUCGAAUUCUUUCAAUAAUUAUAUUUUUUAUAUGUUAUCUAUUAUCAAUUCUAUUUGGAAUAUUAUUUGCUAUAUUUAUUGCAUUUAUUGUGUCAAAAAUUCGACCAUUAUCAUGGUUUGGUAAUUCAACAAUAGCUUUUUUUCUUUAUGGAUUAUCUUGUUUAAUUGGUAUUAUUCUUUGUGAAAUUUUAUGGACAUAUUUACGUCGACUUUUUUUAUCAAAAUAUCCGAAAAAAAAUCCAAUGGAAAUUAGUACAAUUAAUCAUAUAAAUCGUUUAUGUUUUAAUUUUGAACGUCAUUGGACUUUGCUUCUUAUUUUUGUCUUAUUUAUGAGUAUUUCUAUUUCUAUUGGUUUUCGAUCACUUUAUCUUAUACUUCUAUGGUCUAUAUUUAUUUGUCCAAUUUAUUUAUGUUUAAUUCUCUUUGAAUUUAUUUUUCGUUGGACAAAGAACAAAUGUUUCAUUAUUUUUAAUGAACAAGGAUGGUAUUGGUUGUUUGCACCUUAUAUUGUUUCAUUAAUACCACUUAUACACACACUUGAAAUGACAAGUCGAAUCGCUCGUCUAGCUAUUCCAAUAUUCGCUCGCAGUGUUGAAAAAAUUCCAAUACCACAAGAUAUCAUUAUAUGUAUAAUAAUUGUAUUACCAGCUACUAUAUUUUUUCUUGUUUUUAUUCCAAAUAUUCAACGAAUAAUGAAUUAUAGUCGAACAUUAAUUAUUUUGAUAAUUAGUUUUCUUAUUGUAUUUAUUAUAGCUUGUACAAGACAACCAUAUACAAAUACUCAUCCAAAACUAAUUCGAGUUCGACAUAUUUCACAAUCAAUUUAUAAAUUAAGUAACCCAAAAGAUUUUCCAAUGAUUAUUCCAAUUUAUUCACAAGCAGCAUCGAUUAAAGUUGAAUCAUUUGAUAAUAUUGUUUUGUCACCAACACUUGAUGAAAUUUCAAGUAAAACUGGUUAUUUAUUAAAUAAUCUAUCAUGUUCAACACCAACCAAUUGUUCAUUUGAUGAUACAUUUAAUCGUACAAUAGCAUUUAAAGAAGUUGAAUUAACAUCAAUGGAUAAUUUUAAUAAUUAUAGAUUUACAUUUCGACAUGUAUCAUCUUAUCAAAUAACUGUUUUAUCAUCAGCUGUAGCAAAAAUUGUUGUACAUAACGCAACAAUAAAACCAAGAACAGAUACUGUUAUAGAUAUUCAAUCGAUUAGUUCAGCAUCAUCUUUUAAUCUUCAACUUAAUAUCGAACGAUGUGAUUUGAAUGACUCUCCUUUUCUCUUAUCUUUGACUGAAAAAUUGCCUCAUAUUGUAAUGCUUGGUAGUGGUCGUUGUCGAACACUUACAGAUAUUCUUGUUCUUUCAGUUAAUCGUUAA
Molecule: messenger RNA, 2706 nt
Organism: Rotaria sp. Silwood1
Lineage: Eukaryota; Metazoa; Rotifera; Eurotatoria; Philodinida; Philodinidae
Source: the annotation of a GenBank genome assembly